UUACCGAAUCAAGCCCACUCAUCCUAGUCCCAAUUGUGAUUCUCAGAUUUUUUUUUGUUUUUUAUUUUCUUCUUUAUUUCAUCUGAAUCUCUUGCUUCUCAUUUGAUAUCGUUCUUCAUUUCUCUUCAUUAACACUUACAUUCAGAGAGUUUUCUGGGGAAGUAUCGGGUGCUCGUGAUUGUUAUAUUUGAGGGGUUUUCUUUCUCUCGUUUUUCAACCUGAAUCUCUCUGAAUUGGCCGUUGUUUUUCCUUUUCCUUGGAUUUGGAAUAUUAUUGUUCUUCUUCAUUGAACAUUGGGUUGUUCGUAAUGAUAUCGCCAUGUGAAAUUUUCACUUGCCAACCCCAUUAAUCGAUUUGACCUUUUCUUUCAUUUGGGGAUUUGGGCAUUCUCUCGUUUCCCUGAAUUACAAGAAAUAAGGUUGACAGAGAAGAAUUCGAGGAAUUUCAGAUACCACAAACUGAGGCCAUUAUUAUGGGCUGCUUAUGCUCGAGAGGGACACAUUCACAUGAUUAUGUCGCAGAGAACCAUGUCCAGAAAACAAAGAAAUCCUCCAAAGGAACGGCAAGGAGGGAUCAAAAAAUUGCAACGCAAGAGGAAUGUGGCGAAGGAAACGAUGUUAGUACGAGGUUAAUAUCAUCAGAUGAGAGGGAGAAGAAUGUGGAAACAAAAGGGAAACCUGGGAAUUCACAAAUUACAAGUGUCGAAGAAGGACAGAGUAGGAUGAGGAUGUUGAAUAGAAUAGGUAGUUUGAAAAGAGGAGAGAGAGGAGCCCAAGUUCUUGCUGGCUGGCCUUCAUGGCUAACUGCUGUUGCAGGAGAAGCCAUUAGUGGUUGGAUUCCUCGUAGAUCAGAAUCCUUUGAGAAGUUAGAGAAGAUUGGACAAGGGACAUAUAGCAGCGUUUACAAAGCAAGAGAUUUGGAAACAAAUAAAAUAGUUGCAUUGAAGAAGGUUCGAUUUACAAAUAUGGACCCGGAAAGUGUUCGUUUCAUGGCCAGAGAAAUCAUUAUACUGCGAAGGCUAGAUCAUCCAAAUGUGAUGAAACUUGAAGGCAUGAUAACCUCUAGGGUUUCUGGCAGCUUAUACCUUAUUUUUGAAUAUAUGGAACAUGAUCUCACAGGCCUCGCAGCUUUACCUGGCAUCAAGUUUUCAGAAGAACAGAUAAAGUGCUACAUGCAGCAACUAAUUAGGGGGCUAGAGCAUUGUCACAAGAAGGGGGUGCUACACAGAGACAUAAAAGGAUCAAAUCUGCUAAUAGACAACAAAGGGAAUUUGAAAAUUGCAGAUUUUGGGCUAGCCACUGUGCUGGAAGGCCAAGCAUUGACAAGUAGAGUGGUCACCUUGUGGUACAGAUCACCUGAACUAUUACUUGGAUCCACCAAUUAUGGUGUUGCUGUUGACUUGUGGAGCGCAGGUUGCAUUCUUGCUGAACUCUUCGCGGGCAAGCCUAUCAUGCCCGGUCGAACCGAGGUAGAGCAACUGCAUAAGAUAUUUAAACUGUGUGGAUCACCUUCUGAGAGAUACUGGAAGAAGUCAAAGCUACCACAUGCCACCAGUUUCAAGCCUCAACAACCUUACAAGCGUGUUGUUGCAGAGACAUUCAAGGAUUUCCCGUCCUCCGCACUCAAACUUCUUGAUGUUCUUCUUGCUACAGAACCUGACGAUCGAGGAACUGCCUCCUCAGCACUUCAGAGCGAGUUCUUCACGACAAAGCCGCUUCCUUGUGAGCCUUCAAGUUUGCCGAGGUAUCCACCAAGUAAGGAGUUUAAUGUGAAGCUUCGAGAAGAGGAAGCUAGAAGAAAGAAAGGGGCGACAAGGAAAGGAAAUGAACAAGAGCUUGCCAAGAGUUCUGUAAACCAUAAAGCUGCCCCACCACCUGAUACCAAGUCCCUCCUUUCAGCAGCCACUGAGAAUCGAGCAGGACCGAACCCGAAGCGGAGGCUGGAGAAGAACGGGUUGCUGAUUGAACCGGCAAGCACAACAAGAGGAGCCAAAGUACUGUGUCAUUCGGGGCAAUCCACGGUGCAGAGCGCCUACAUAAAAGUCAUGAAGCAUCGUGAAGCCGCAGGAGAACACGAAGUGUUCGUCGGAACCAGGAGGAAUCAGAGAGCGUACUGGAACACCGCCAACGCCGCGCGUCUCUCCAAGUUCUCAAACUCCGUCGCCGCUGACGGCGGCUCCCGCCUAGAAGUGAUCACCGCCGCCGCAGGUAACUCGUCUGUCUGGGGAGACGACCGCUUCGGCGAGAGGUAUAGGCAUGCGGCUGCCGGAGAAUCCGAACUCUUGCUGCCGGCAUCCAACAAGUCUUCUUUAAACAAACCUCGUGUCAAGGAUUAUGGAGGGAAGGAUGGAAAUAAGUUGCAAUAUUCAGGACCGUUGGUGUCUGCAACAGGAAACCUGGAAGAAAUGCUGAAGCAGCACGAACAACAAAUCCAACAUGUCUUACGUAAAGCUGCUGGUUUUGAUAAUAAUAAGGUCAAGACUUCAUAACUUACUCACCUUCAAUCACAACAUAUGUGAUUCUCACACACAUAUAUAAUACGUACGUUAUUUCUCUUCUGAUACUACUUAAUCAGUAAAACAUUACUUGUGUGUCAUGUCUAUUUGGUGCCCUCUUGACGAGCUUCUCUGAUCAAUUAAUUGUACAUGUUUAUGGGAAACAUUAAUUAUCAUAUCAUAGGUGUACAAAAUGUAUUAUCAUAUUUUAUUUAGGAAGCUGAGCAGUGUAUGUUUUUUUUUUCACUGAGAUUCAAUGUUUUGUAAAGCUGCUGUGUUUCAAUAUAUAUGAUAGUUCCUAGUUCACA
This is a messenger RNA of Prosopis cineraria, 2802 nucleotides long. Its product is annotated as probable serine/threonine-protein kinase At1g09600. The transcript has 8 exons. Gene Ontology annotation, molecular function: ATP binding; cyclin-dependent protein serine/threonine kinase activity; RNA polymerase II CTD heptapeptide repeat kinase activity. Gene Ontology annotation, biological process: protein phosphorylation; positive regulation of transcription elongation by RNA polymerase II. The record is from RefSeq and is a predicted model, not a curated record. Gene Ontology annotation, cellular component: nucleus; cyclin-dependent protein kinase holoenzyme complex. The coding region runs from base 473 to 2488 and encodes 671 amino acids. Lineage: Eukaryota; Viridiplantae; Streptophyta; Magnoliopsida; Fabales; Fabaceae.